GCAAGAAUUUAGUGUGGCCAUAAGCUUGAGAUCCACAGAGUUAGAUAGGUUAUCACCUUCUCCCUCUUUCCUCUUCUUUCUUAUCUUGUCUUCAUUCAUGAAGGGAAAAGAGCAGCAACUCCCUAUCACGGCCGCCGCCGCCGCCGCCAUUUCGUCAACCUGCAAAGCUCCAACCGAGGUGCUCAACUUGGCAACCAUGAAAGCUCUGUCCAAGCUCACCGGCUUCCAUGCCGGUUACUUCCGCAUCAGCCUGUCUCUCUGCUGCCAGGCCCUCCUCUGGAAGACCCUCAGCGAGCCGAGCACCGACUCCCACGCUCUCCGCACGGUGAUCCACAUGCUCCCCUCCGCCACGUACGUCCUCCUUUGGUCCGUCGCGCUCCUCAUCCUCGCCACGCUUUCCGUGCUCUAUGGCCUCCGCUGCCUCUUCAGGUUCCGCUGCGUGCAGGCGGAGUUCUCUCACCACGUCGGCGUGAACUACCUCUUCACGCCAUGGAUCUCGUGGCUCCUCCUGCUCCAGUCCGUCCCCUUCCUCCACCCGGGCGCAGCCUUGUACCGUGUGCUUUGGUGGGUGUUCGCCGUCCCCAUCCUCAUGCUCGACGUGAAGAUCUACGGCCAAUGUUUCACCAAGGGGAGGAGGUUCCUGUCGAUGGUGGCAAACCCGACGAGCCAGAUCACGGUGAUCGGGAACCUGGUCGGGUCGCGAGCGGCGGCGAGGAUGGGGUGUGAGGAGAUCGCGACGUUCAUGUUCUCCCUCGGCAUGGCGCACUACCUCGUGCUGUUCGUGACUCUGUACCAGCGCUUCGUCGGGAGCAGCAGCCUCCCAUCGAUUCUUCGCCCCGUCUUCUUCCUGUUCAUCGCCGCCCCCAGCAUGGCCAGCUUGGCCUGGGAUUCCAUCUCCGGAUCGUUCGACACGGGCUCGAAGAUGCUCUUCUUCCUCUCCCUCUUCCUCUUUGCCUCCCUGGUUUCAAGGCCGGCGCUGUUCAAGCGGUCGAUGAGGCGGUUCAACGUGGCAUGGUGGGCGUACUCGUUCCCUCUGACCGUGCUGGCGCUGGCGGCGACGGAGUACGCGCAGGAGGUGAAGGGAGGAGCAUCCAACGCCCUAAUGCUCAUCCUCGCAGUCCUCUCCGUUACGGUGACCGUCGCCCUCGUCGUCUUCACCGCGGUCAAGGCCGGCGACCUCUUUCCCGGCGGCGACGACCCGUUUGCACCGCAGCGUGAUGCACAGGAGUCUCGGCAAUAUAUAUAUACAUGAGAGAAGUGGAGAUCGGUGUAGAUGAGACUGUUCGAUGGAUACGGUGGAUCUUGUAACCAUUUUGAUGACGAACGAGUUCUAUGUAAAUUAAUUAACAUUUUAUUUGUUAA
This is a messenger RNA of Musa acuminata AAA Group (dessert banana), 1362 nucleotides long. Its product is annotated as S-type anion channel SLAH1. Gene Ontology annotation, cellular component: membrane. The transcript is spliced from 2 exons. Bases 98 to 1252 code for a protein of 384 amino acids. The record is from RefSeq and is a predicted model, not a curated record. Gene Ontology annotation, biological process: intracellular monoatomic ion homeostasis; transmembrane transport. Gene Ontology annotation, molecular function: voltage-gated monoatomic anion channel activity. Lineage: Eukaryota; Viridiplantae; Streptophyta; Magnoliopsida; Zingiberales; Musaceae.